UUCACUUUCAAAACUCAAAAUUUACUUAUACGUUUAAUUCUAGAGAACCAUAUGAGCCAAAGCCAAUCUUGGGCGCUACACUGACAACGCUGAGCGGCAAAUCCAUUCCCAUGGAUGUUGUGCGAAUACAGCAACAAAAUCAAAUACUGUAUUCCUUCCUUUCCGUUGGUUGGGGACUCAUCUCAGAUAUUGAUAUCGAAAGCGAACGCCUACGUUCGCUUGGCUAUCAAAGAUUUACAAUUUGGACCUUACAUCGCCUUAUAAGUUUACGUACAUAUCGGGGCAAAGUGUCAUAUCUUCCAAAGGAUAAUUUUUACAUGGAAAGCGAUAUAAUAUCGCUAUCGGCGGCAGAUCCACUGCCAUUGAAGCAUAGUAGAAGUUGCAAUACCUGUUUGGAUAAACUGAACAGGGGUUGUUUUCAAUCCAAUGAAUGCAUUGAAGCAAGCAAAUAUUAUGAUGUAAUUUCACUACAAAACUCGCUGAAUCAAUCACUGCAUUCACGUUGCGACAGUUGGUUUUCACCUGGCUCCUGUCGCAGUACUUACCAUUCCGUCUCGGAAAGUAUUUAUCAGAGCGUAGAAGGUGAUAGCGACAGCGAAUCGCGGCGCCUACAUCUCAGCAAUUUGAGUGUAAAUUUUUGUGGUCCAACAGGUAAUGCGCCAACGCUUGAGGAGCCCGUACCCGACGACUGGAUUGUGGAGGAAGGUGAAUUCGUCAUGGUACAGGCAGCUUAUCAAACACAUUUGGGUAGUGAUUGUUUUUUUGUGCCACAGGCAAAAUUCAAUGACGGCAUCAUUUAUGUGGUCAUCAUACGUACCGGCAUAAGUCGUUCGCAGUUAUUGAACUUCAUGAUGGGCAUGAGUUCUGGCACGCAUGUG
Messenger RNA from Rhagoletis zephyria (snowberry fruit fly), 878 nucleotides. Its product is annotated as sphingosine kinase 2-like. NCBI's taxonomy places the organism in Eukaryota, Metazoa, Arthropoda, Insecta, Diptera, Tephritidae. The record is from RefSeq and is a predicted model, not a curated record. Gene Ontology annotation, cellular component: intracellular membrane-bounded organelle; membrane; cytoplasm. Gene Ontology annotation, biological process: phosphorylation; sphingosine biosynthetic process.